Molecule: messenger RNA, 2400 nt
Organism: Myiozetetes cayanensis
Lineage: Eukaryota; Metazoa; Chordata; Aves; Passeriformes; Tyrannidae
Product: maestro heat-like repeat-containing protein family member 7
Exons: 15
Coding region: 1-2400 (799 amino acids)
Cellular component (GO): cytoplasm
Source: RefSeq, a predicted model, not a curated record
AUGGCGGGGAGACGCUCUGGUAUGUGCAGGCUGCUCAGGCCAAAGAGGAGGAGAGAAGGCCCUGGGGCUGCCCCAGCACAGCAACCUGAGGAGAUACAGCAUUUCCAGCCCCUGCAGCAAGGUGAGUGCCAGGAGCGGACAGAGCAGCAGGACCGCCCCCGUGGACGCUUCCGCAGAGCAGUUCAGAGGUUUCUGAAGUUCAUGGGCAUUCGGCGUAGAACACCCCGGAGCACACCACCUGAGCUCAUGGCAGAGCCUGACACCAGGCCAACUGAGAUCAAGCCUGAUGUCAGCAGAGAGCCCAUGGAACACAAGGAAACCUCUGAAACCUCUGUAAUCGAAGACAUGGAAAACCCUGACAAUGCACUGGCCAUUGAAGCUGACAUCAAAGCAGUUCAUUGCACAGCAGAGCCUGACACCGCUGAGGAUGAUGACACAACCGGCUCUGACACCACAGUGACUGAUGCCAUGGCCAAGCCUGACAUCACACUGAUACCGACUGAUGGCACAACAGACUGUGACGUGGCACCGAUGGACAGCGCAGCAAAGCCUGACACCGCUUUGGCUGGUGACACAACCGGCACUGACACUGAGAUCGUGGCCAAGGCUGACAUCGCACCAGUGCCGAUUGAUGGCACUUCAAGCUCAGUCACGGCACUGAUGGAUGGCACAGAAAACCCUGAGACUGCCUUGACCGCUGACACAAUCAACAAUGAAACAGAACCAACUGAUCUCAAGGCGAACGAUGACAUCACAACUGAGGGCAUCGAAGAGGCUGACACCACGGCAACUCAGAGUGUCCCUGAUGCUCCCCAUCUGGAAUUUUUUGAGGAGAAAGGUGUCUCCAGAAUGAAGGAAGUGCCGGCCACUGUGAGGUCCAUCCACCAGCGCCUCACAUCCCACGUGUCUCCAGAUGUCAGGAUGCACACUGACAUCCGCAGGCUCGCUGAGGCACACCCAAGUGAGGUGGUGACAACUCUUCUGCGCUGUGCCCCAGCAUGUGACAGAGCUGCUGCAGUGAUGUGGAGCAGCAUCGCCUCCUCAAGAACAGCAGUGGAGAAGGUGCUGCCAACACUGCUUGCAGCAAUGGAGGACUGGCCAGUGCACGGCGUGUCCACCUCUGAUGGCGACCACACAAACGCCUCUUCCCUGGCUGCAACUCUGGCACUGCGGUUCAUCAUCCAGGAGCCCAAGUGCCAAGAUGCAGUUUUCAAUUACACCCCACACCUCCUCGUGGCUUUGCUCAUCCAAAUUUCCAUGAGCACAGAGCAGAUGCCAGAGGAGGUCAAUGCUUUCUGGAGGGGAUGCCAGGAGGAACAUGGCCUUCCCACCAAUCCCAACAGGUUUGCAGUACAGACCCUGAAGGCCCUGCUCUGCCGCCUGCACUGGGAGAAUGAGGUGGUGGCCAUUGAACGGAAGCGUGGCUGGGAGACACUGCUUUAUUCUGACACCCACCAUUAUGCAGUGGGGCUGCUGGCCAGGGAGAUGCGACGUGUCUUGGUGCCCUUCCAUUCCCAGACAGUAACCCACCUGCUCGGGCUGCUCAGCAGGGAGGAACCCCAAUGGGAGCUCCCUGCCCUGGCGUUCCUUGUCGAGAUCCUGGACUAUCUGGAUGGGAGAAAGUGUUGUGAGAGGGUCCUGCCCAUCCUAUCAAGGAACCUGCAGAGCCAGUGCCCUGACAGGCAGCGCCUGGCACUGAGAGGCCUCCUGGUUCUCAGUGUGGAUCCCUCAAUGGCCAACAGCAUCUGCAGCCUGGCUGAAAGCCUCUUGGAGCUGCUGCAUCAGGCAGAUGGAGAGUUGGUCGAGAUGACCCUCUCUGUCUUCCUGAAUGUGCUCCAGAAUGAAGACCUUCAGACAUUCGGCUGCGCUGCUCCAAAGCUGGCUGAGACACUCCAGCCACUCUUUGAAAAUGACAACAGCCAUGUGCAGCUGCUCUCCAUUCGCCUCUUCCGAGAGGUGAUGGAGUUGGUAGCGGAAGAGGGAAAGGAGAGAAUUUUGCACCAGAGCCUGGUGCCGCUCUUCUUCCACUGCCAUGACGAGACCCAGUGCGUGGCAGAGGCCUCUCGGGAAACGCUCCUUUGUGCUGCAAGUUCUCUCAAGAGGAGGGAUCUGGAGCAGCUCCUGAGGAAAAAUCAGCACCUGGAGUUCUGUGAUUGCCUGAUGGACAAGGACAUGAGCCGAAGGGACGAGCACCUGCACCGGGCUCUGCCCUACCUGCAGAGCCCACAGCAGCCCCUGAGAGAGCUGGCUGUCAGGUUCAUGGGGGUCGCAGCCUGGCACAUGAAAGACCUGCAGCCCAUCAUGAUGGCCCUCCAAGUCAUAAAUGAAGAUGACUGCCCCUCCUACUCCACCAUGCGGACUGCAGUCUUGUCCGCUUUUCGACGGGCAGUGAGAAAGUAA